Molecule: messenger RNA, 4380 nt
Organism: Haliotis rufescens (red abalone)
Lineage: Eukaryota; Metazoa; Mollusca; Gastropoda; Lepetellida; Haliotidae
Exons: 30
Coding region: 98-4327 (1409 amino acids)
Source: RefSeq, a predicted model, not a curated record
GCGACCUAAUAGCUGCUUCACCCGAGGGGACCACUCCUUCUUGCUUUUCUUCAACAGUAGACUGGGAAGAGAGGUGACGCCGAUCAUAGACAACAAAAUGCACGCUUUGGUAAUUCUGUGUUCGCUGGUGGUGGCAACAUCGGCACAGGGCUCUACACCCAACAUCGUCGACUACCUGACGUCAAGGCGUUACACCCAAAUUGUCAGCCUUCUGAAAACGGCCGGGCUCACUGACACUCUGAAAGGAGAUGGUCCCUUCACCGUGUUCGCACCAAGCGACAGAGCCUUCCGUAACCUCGACGCCGCCGUCCUCGGUAGCCUCCAGAACGACACUGCCAAGCUUGCAGCUGUACUGAAGUAUCAUGUCGUCAGCGGCAUCCACAAGGCUGCCGACAUCAACUACAACGAACUUCAGCUAGAUUCUCUCCAGGGCUCAAAAAUCAGAAUGAACCAUUAUUUGUCAGUCGGCGGCCUGACUGCAGAGGGACAACGCAUCAUCUCCCCUGACCAUGUCGUGAGCAACGGUGUUGUUCACCUCAUGAAUGGAGUCAUGAUGCCGCCAUCUGGAACCGUUGUCGACAUCGUCAGCAACGACGGGGAGCUCACCACCCUCCUGGCCGCAGUCCAGAAAGCCGGCCUCACCAACUUCCUCCAAGACCAGCACCCAAUCACUGUGUUUGCUCCUACUGACAAAGCUUUUGCUGACCUGGGAUCCGACGUCGUCGGAGCCCUCAUCAACAACCCAACUCUCCUCACCAGUAUCCUUAAGUACCACGUUAUUCCUGGGACUCUGUACAAGGCUGGGUACCACUCAACAUCUCUUGAUACCUUUGAGGAGGCCGACAGAAUCAGGCUCCACCGCUUCAUUUUCAGUUACGAGGUUGACGAUGGCACCCUCGACAAAGUUGAGCUGAGUGCCCUCAAUGGCGUUGUCCACAAGAUCGAUAAAGUGCUGAUCCCAAGUUCCCUGUCAGACCAAGUCAAAGCUCUCACUGCUGGUGCCACAACAGCUACCCCCUAUCUGUUCCAGAUCGUAACCCUGGAGGGGCAGGCCAUUCAAUCAUCUAAUCACGUGUUGAGUAAUGGAGUUGUUCACUUCAUCAAGGGCGUGAUGAUGCCACCGGCGGGGACCGUACUGGACGUCGUCUCAAAAGACGGAAAUCUUACCACACUCGCUUCAGCUAUUAAGACUGCGAUGCUAGACAAUUUCUUUCAAGAUCAAAAGCCCAUCACCCUCUUUGCUCCAACUGACGAUGCCUUCAACAAACUCGGAAGUGCAACUGUACAAGGUCUUAUCGCCGACCCUAUACUUUUGAAAAGCGUUCUGCAGUACCACGUGGUCCCAGGGACGAUCUACAGGGCAGCGUACCACACCAGCUACCUGCACACCUUUGAGGAGGCCGACCAGAUUAGACUACAUAGAUUCCUCUUUUUUGGGUACGAGGCUGAUGAUGGCGGUAUGGUGGACGAUGAGGUGAGUGCCACCAAUGGGGUUGUCCAGAAGAUUGACGCUGUUCUCAUCCCCAGCUCGCUGUCUGACCAGGUCAAGGCUUUGACCGCUGGAGCAACGACAGUUGGUGCCAAUAAACAUCAGCAACUUCACUGUAUUGAGGGGGAUACCUCUUCCUCGUACGCGGCGCAGUCGACAACAGUACCUACAUCAAACAUCAUCGACCACCUGACUACACGACGCCUCACCACCCUCCUGAAUCUUAUUCAGCAAGCAGGGCUUACUGAUACCCUUAAAGGACCUGGACCAUUCACCCUGUUUUCCCCUGACGUGACCUCUCUGGGCAAUUUGGAUGCAACUGACCCGGCAAAAGUGACCGCCCUUAUCAAAUACCACGUGGCCAAUGGUCAAUACCGACGAGCUGAUCUGUACAAUGAGGAGAGUCUCACUUCCCUCCUGCCCAACCAAAGCAUCAGGGUCAACCACUAUGUCAGUAAAGGGAUCGUAACCCUGGAGGGGAAGGACAUUCGAUCAUCUGAGCAAGAGUUGAGUAAUGGAGUUAUUCACUUCAUCAAGGGCGUGAUGAUGCCACCGGCGGGGACCGUACUGGACGUCGUCUCAAAAGACGGAAAUCUUACCACACUCGCUUCAGCUAUUAAGACUGCGAUGCUAGACAAUUUCUUUCAAGAUCAAAAGCCCAUCACCCUCUUUGCUCCAACUGACGAUGCCUUCAACAAACUCGGAAGUGCAACUGUACAAGGUCUUAUCGCCGACCCUACACUUUUGAAAAGCGUUCUGCAGUACCACGUGGUCCCAGGGACGAUCUACAGGGCAGCGUACCACACCAGCUACCUGCACACCUUUGAGGAGGCCGACCAGAUUAGACUACAUAGAUUCCUCUUUUUUGGGUACGAGGCCGACGAUGGCGGUAUGGAGGACGAUGAGGUGAGUGCCACCAAUGGGGUUGUCCAGAAGAUUGACGCUGUUCUCAUCCCCAGCUCGCUGUCUGACCAGGUUGGUGCCAAUAAACAUCAGCAGCUUCACUGUAUUGAGGGGGAUACCUCUUCCUCGUACGCGGCGCAGUCGACAACAGUACCUACAUCAAACAUCAUCGACCACCUGACUACACGACGCCUCACCACCCUCCUGAAUCUUAUUCAGCAAGCAGGGCUUACUGAUACCCUUAAAGGACCUGGACCAUUCACCCUGUUUUCCCCCGACGUGACCUCUCUGGGCAAUUUGGAUGCAACUGACCCGGCAAAAGUGACCGCCCUUAUCAAAUACCACGUGGCCAAUGGUCAAUACCGACGAGCUGAUCUGUACAAUGAGGAGAGUCUCACUUCCCUCCUGCCCAACCAAAGCAUCAGGGUCAACCACUAUGUCAGUAAAGGGAUCGUAACCCUGGAGGGGAAGGACAUUCGAUCAUCUGAGCAAGAGUUGAGUAAUGGAGUUAUUCACUUCAUCAAGGGCGUGAUGAUGCCACCGGCGGGGACCGUACUGGACGUCGUCUCAAAAGACGGAAAUCUUACCACACUCGCUUCAGCUAUUAAGACUGCGAUGCUAGACAAUUUCUUUCAAGAUCAAAAGCCCAUCACCCUCUUUGCUCCAACUGACGAUGCCUUCAACAAACUCGGAAGUGCAACUGUACAAGGCCUUAUCGCCGACCCUACACUUUUGAAAAGCGUUCUGCAGUACCACGUGGUCCCAGGGACGAUCUACAGGGCAGCGUACCACACCAGCUACCUGCACACCUUUGAGGAGGCCGACCAGAUUAGACUACAUAGAUUCCUCUUUUUUGGGUACGAGGCUGACGAUGGCGGUAUGGUGGACGAUGAGGUGAGUGCCACCAAUGGGGUUGUCCAGAAGAUUGACGCUGUUCUCAUCCCCAGCUCGCUGUCUGACCAGAUUCUUGUGAAACCAAUCCUUCUUCUUGCAAGUUGGCUCCGUGGUGCUGCUAGAGACAAAAUGUAUGCUUUGUUAGUUCUUUGCAUGCUGGUCGUUACUGCAGCGGCGCAGUCGACAACAGUACCUUCAUCAAACAUCAUCGACCACCUGACUACACGACGCCUCACCACCCUCCUGAAUCUUAUUCAGCAAGCAGGGCUUACUGAUACCCUUAAAGGACCUGGACCAUUCACCCUGUUUUCCCCCGACGUGACCUCUCUGGGCAAUUUGGAUGCAACUGACCCGGCAAAAGUGACCGCCCUUAUCAAAUACCACGUGGCCAAUGGUCAAUACCGACGAGCUGAUCUGUACAAUGAGGAGAGUCUCACUUCCCUCCUGCCCAACCAAAGCAUCAGGGUCAACCACUAUGUCAGUAAAGGGAUCGUAACCCUGGAGGGGAAGGACAUUCGAUCAUCUGAGCAAGAGUUGAGUAAUGGAGUUAUUCACUUCAUCAAGGGCGUGAUGAUGCCACCGGCGGGGACCGUACUGGACGUCGUCUCAAAAGACGGAAAUCUUACCACACUCGCUUCAGCUAUUAAGACUGCGAUGCUAGACAAUUUCUUUCAAGAUCAAAAGCCCAUCACCCUCUUUGCUCCAACUGACGAUGCCUUCAACAAACUCGGAAGUGCAACUGUACAAGGUCUUAUCGCCGACCCUACACUUUUGAAAAGCGUUCUGCAGUACCACGUGGUCCCAGGGACGAUCUACAGGGCAGCGUACCACACCAGCUACCUGCCCACCUUUGAGGAGGCCGACCAGAUUAGACUACAUAAUUCCUUCUUCUUUGGGUACGAGGCCGACGAUGGCGGUAUGGAGGGCGAUGAGUUGAGUGCCACCAAUGGGGUUGUCCAGAAGAUUGACGCUGUUCUCAUCCCCAGCUCGCUGUCUGACCAGGUCAAGGCUUUGACCGCUGGAGCAACGACAGCUGCAUGAAGACAUUACCUUGUAAUCCCUUGUAAUUGUGAUUGAUUAAAUCCAACAUCAUA